AUGUGCCAAGAAGACGAAUAUGAUUACUUGUUCAAAACUGUAUUGAUUGGUGACAGUGGAGUCGGUAAAUCGAAUCUUUUAAUGCGUUUCACAAGAAAUGAGUUUAAUAUCGAAAGCAAGAGUACCAUUGGUGUGGAAUUUGCUACUAGAAACAUCGUAUUAGACAACAAGAAAAUCAAAGCCCAAAUCUGGGAUACAGCCGGUCAAGAACGCUACCGUGCAAUUACGUCUGCAUAUUAUCGUGGUGCCGUUGGUGCUCUCAUUGUUUAUGAUAUUACCAAGCAAUCAUCCUUUGAUAACGUUGGCCGCUGGCUAAAGGAAUUGCGUGAGCAUGCUGACAGCAACAUUGUUAUUAUGCUUGUUGGAAACAAAACAGAUUUGCUCCAUUUGCGUGCUGUUUCCACUGAAGAGGCUCAAACCUUUGCGGCUGAAAACAAUUUGUCAUUUAUAGAGACUUCCGCCAUGGAUGCCAGCAACGUAGAAGAAGCUUUUCAAACUGUCUUGACUGAAAUCUUCAGAAUUGUUUCGAAUAGAUCUCUCGAAAGUGGUGAUGAAGGUGUUCAUCCCAUGGGUGGUCAAACUCUUAGUAUCACUCCUACUAUGAACGAUACGAACAAGAAGAAAUCUUCUUCUCAAUGCUGUUAA
Messenger RNA from Schizosaccharomyces osmophilus, 645 nucleotides. RefSeq names its product Rab11 family GTPase Ypt3 (gene ypt3). Lineage: Eukaryota; Fungi; Ascomycota; Schizosaccharomycetes; Schizosaccharomycetales; Schizosaccharomycetaceae. Gene Ontology annotation, cellular component: recycling endosome. The transcript is spliced from 3 exons. Gene Ontology annotation, molecular function: GTP binding; GTPase activity. Gene Ontology annotation, biological process: exocytosis. The coding region runs from base 1 to 645 and encodes 214 amino acids. The record is from RefSeq and is a predicted model, not a curated record.